AUGGUUUACUCAGAGAAAAGAUAUGAUUGGGUUGAUAGGGAUGCUAACGGUGUUAAAAAUUUUGAACUGAUAUACAUGAAUUAAGAAGAAUGGAAAAAACUGUUGAACAGAAAUUAUGUAUAUAAUUAGAUUAAACAAUUAUAGUAGGUUCAAGGGGACUUAAAUCUUCCAGGUAGAUUAGAGUAAAAAGAAAGAAAAUCAAGGAUUGCUGAAAUUUAAAUGAAAAAUAAGUUUUUCGAUAAGUAAGAUGUAUUUUGA
Paramecium pentaurelia is the source of this 258-nucleotide messenger RNA. The record is from the annotation of a GenBank genome assembly. NCBI's taxonomy places the organism in Eukaryota, Ciliophora, Oligohymenophorea, Peniculida, Parameciidae.